Molecule: messenger RNA, 642 nt
Organism: Perca flavescens (yellow perch)
Lineage: Eukaryota; Metazoa; Chordata; Actinopteri; Perciformes; Percidae
Gene: rbp7a
Product: retinol binding protein 7a, cellular
Exons: 4
Coding region: 81-494 (137 amino acids)
Molecular function (GO): lipid binding
Source: RefSeq, a predicted model, not a curated record
UCACCAGCCCAGCAACUUGAGGGUCACAUUUUAUUUGCACGCAUCUCAGGAGGAAAGGAAAAAAUAAAAAGGUCAUCAAAAUGCCAGCCAACCUCUGUGGUACAUGGGACUUAAUCAGCAAUGUCAACUUUGAGGGCUACAUGAUUGCACUGGGUAUCAGCCGUCCCGUCCGAAAGAUUGCUCUGAAAUUGAAGCAGAGGAAGGUGAUCGAGCAGCAGGGGGACCAGUACAUCAUCAAAACCAUCAGCACCGUCAAAAACUACACCAUCUCCUUUAGAGUGGGUCAGGAGAAUGGGGAGUUUACCCGGGGACUGGACAACAGACAUGUCAAGUCACUGGUGACAUGGGAGGGGAAUAAACUGGUGUGUGAACAGACUGGAGAGAAGAAGAACCGGGGAUGGGCUCACUGGAUGGAAGAGGACAAGCUACAUCUGGAGCUGUACUGUGAAGGAGAAGUCUGCAAGCAGGUUUUUAAGAAGAAUGUGAACGAGUAAAGAGGAAUGAAAGUUGUAUUUCGGGAGAACUGUGAUGAAAGGCACAAUGUGUUAGAUCCAUCACUCUAAACCCUGAAAAACAAAAACACACCGAAAAGUUAAGUUUGUGGUAUUUCCUAUGUAAUGUGACUUUGUUCGGGAGAGAAUA